ACUAAUCAACGGUUUAGAUUAAAAAUGAAAAUCAGAUUGAGAAACUAUUCAUCUUCUUCUUCAACGAGAUCCUCACUUCUUCCUUUCACAUUUCUUCCUCUCCGUCGCUGACUCCAUCUCUCCAUCGCCAAACCCAUCUCUUUAUCUCUCUGUUACUGUGUCUCCAUUCAUUCUUGCCGAAAAAACAAACUUGUAAACCCCUUUGUAAUCGAAAAUGAUUAUGGAGAAUUUGUACACUAACCCAUAAACCCUGUAACAAACAAACCCUUCUUUUCCCUUCGAAACCGACAACACCAGCACCUCAUUUCAUCAAUGACAUGAACCCAUUAUCAACCUUCAGACACACAAUCUUCCAAUCAACAACAAUCUCAUUCUCACCCUUUUUCCUCUUCAACCAAAAACGAUGGAAAAAACCCACCAUUUCAGCUCAAACCCGUUUGGAGGAUCGAGUAAGAGACACCCACUUCGACAAAUUAACAACCCACUUCAAAAAACUCAAUCUUGUUCUCAAAAUCCAUAAUCUCAUGUCAAAUCGAAAACGAGGUUCUUUUGUUUCUCUUCAGUUAAUGUCCCGUUGGAGAAACAUCAUUGGACUCAAUGUUACUGUUACUUCAUUUCUUCAAAAGUAUCCUCAUGUUUUUGAUUUGUUUGUUCACCCUUUUAGGAGGAACAUGUGCUGUAGAAUCACUAGGAAGAUGAAGGAGUUGAUAUUGUUGGAAGAUGUUGUUAUGAAACAACAUGAGAUUGAGGUUGUUAAAAGAGUGAAGAAGUUGCUUAUGAUGUCUUUGAAUGGUACUCUUCAUGUGCAUGCGUUGAGGUUGAUUAGAAGAGAAUUGGGUCUUCCUUGUGAUUUUAGAGAAUCCGUUUUUGGGAAAUAUAGUGAUGAGUUUAGGUUGGUUGAUUUAGAGACUGUGGCUUUGGUUGGUUGGGAUGAUGAAUUAGGAAUAGCUCAUGUUGAGAAAUGGAGGGAGAGAGAGUAUAGAGAGAAAUGGUUGAGUGAAUUUGAGACCAAGUUUGCAUUUCCUAUAAAUUUUCCAACUGGGUUUAAGAUUGAGAGAGGGUUUAGGGAAAAGUUGAAGACUUGGCAAAGGCUUUCUUAUACAAAGCCUUAUGAAAGAAAAGAUGUCAAAUGUGGCGGGGCACAACGAUAUGAGAAGAGGGCUGUUGCUGUUAUUCAUGAACUUUUGAGUUUGACUGUGGAGAAAAUGGUUGAGGUUGAUCAAUUGGCUCAUUUUCGAAGGGAUUUUGCUAUUGAAGUUAAUAUGCGCGAGCUACUGCUAAGGUAUCCGGGGAUAUUUUAUAUAUCUACAAAGGGAAAUGCUCAAACUGUUUUUCUUAGGGAGGCUUAUGAAAAAGGAGGGUUGGUUGAGCCUAAUCCGGUGUAUGCAGUUCGUAGGAAUAUGUUGGAACUUGUGUUAUUAGGGCGUAGGAAAACCAAACAAUUGUUAGCUUGUGAUGAAUUUAAGGAAGAGAGCAAUAAUGUAGUAUGUGAAGUAGAUGGGAAUGGUAAAAGAGAUGGUGAUUGGGCGAUUCCAUUCUUGGAGAGUUCUGAGAAGAAUUGAUCCCCAUGAUAUUGUGAAGGUAGCAGAAGCAGCCUGUUUGGAGAGUUUGCUGAUUAGUGUUUUGGUUGUUAACACGACAAGUACUAUCUCAUCAAUAGAAAACACACAAUCAGGAGCAAUAGUCAAGUAUGAAUACAAAGGGACAAGUGAAGAUCCUGAUCUGACGACACGAGCGACAGUAACAAGAGAGAUAGAGGAAGAGUCGGUGAUUGGAAUGGAUGAGGUUCAAGCUCGCCGAACUAGAGAAAGACUUGGCCUUCCACUAAGACAAUAAAAUCUCCAAUCUAGCAAAUGUUUGGCAUUAGAAAAGAUUCAUCAAUAUCUUUUUCGAACACAGUUUGCUGAUUUUGGAAUUUGAAUCCAAGUAGCUGAUUACAAGAUCAACAAGCUCACCUUUUUCCAAGAGUCAUGUUGUGCUGGGAUUGUAGGAAUUUAAAAAUUAAAAGGGAUCAUUUGUAUUUAAUUUUUUUAUGAUUGGAAAUUGAAAGUUCUGCAAUCACAUGCACUGCAACUGAACAAUCCCUCUCUCUUUGUAUUUAACUUGGGGAUUUUUCUGGGUUUGGUAAAGUCAGGGUUUGUAUAAAACAAGGCAAUAGGCAUUAGCAUAGAUUGAAGCAAAAAGCAACAAAAUCAUGUAAAAAUGGAGAUGAGAAAUCUGCACUAGUGCCAAGCCCAAGCGGCACAAAAUUCUUCAAAUAUUAGCAAUAAUGUAGCUUGAAAAAUCCCUCAAUUCAUUGUAAAGUGUAAAACAUUAACAAAUAAAAGAUAAUGAGUUGAAAAGUGUGUUAGAGAUUGUAAUGCUAAUAUUUUUCUU
Molecule: messenger RNA, 2376 nt
Organism: Trifolium pratense (red clover)
Lineage: Eukaryota; Viridiplantae; Streptophyta; Magnoliopsida; Fabales; Fabaceae
Product: protein ROOT PRIMORDIUM DEFECTIVE 1
Exons: 2
Coding region: 318-1562 (414 amino acids)
Molecular function (GO): RNA binding
Source: RefSeq, a predicted model, not a curated record